GAAUCUACCAUUCUAUUCUCCUUCAAUCCCCAAUUGAGAUAUCUUCAUAUCAUUAUCAUUCACACCCACUGUUUGUUUCCCUCUCAUCAGCGGCACUUACCUCUCCACCUUAACUUCAGCAUUCUGUUUGCACGCAAAUACCAAAAAAAACCAAUCGCAAGAACGAGUACCUAAAGUUUAAAGACAUACCCAAGAACCGCUCGCAAUGAAUCACCCCUUCACCAAUAACAAUGUAGCUGUACCUCGUACCUCAUUGCCAAGGAUAGAUCAUGGAGCUCUCAUCCAAGCCAACUUAAAAAAUCAUAAACAUAAGUUUUUCUUCGUUGAAAAGACUUCUUCCAACGAAAGAAGUCCUUCCGUUCCUGCUGAGGAUGAUGUGCCGACAGAUGAGGAAAGCUCGGAUGGAGAAAGCUCGGAUGAAGACACAACAUGUCAGGAAUGCGAUUGGAACAUUCAUAGAGCUCAAAAAUUUGUCGUAUUGCACCCAUGCAAUUGCACUUUUCAUCUUGGCUGUAUAAACGAGGAUUUUUAUAAAGAUCCCAAAUGCCAUAAGUGCAAGACAGACAGUAUGAAGCUUCGUCGCAUGACUCCUUUUGAAGGUCGUUUUGUCGAUAAGCCACUCGAGCUUAUAUACGUCAAAUUAUGUAUCGAAAAUCGGGGGAUAUACCAACGGAUGCAUCAAUCCUCAGUCCAAGACAGUCAAUCUAGAAGCAAUUUUUCUUCUCCUGUGGAUCUUAUCGCCGUCCGGCGAUUGGUUUACGAAACAGACCUAUACUGUGACUCCGGUCGCUCAGGGCGAGCCCUUGACUCUAUAGAAAUCUGCAAGCAAAUUUUUAGAUAUGAUCCUAAUGCUAAGGAUCGCAUGCGUGCUUGGAUACAACGCGAAGUUCGAGCAUUAAAUCGGAUCACAAUAGAGCCUGAUCACAUGCAUUUAUUCGAAAAUAUUGUUAUAACUACGUUGCAGAUGGAGAAGAAUACUGAGGAACAGAAGAAGAGAAAAGACUAUGCGGUACACAUAGUGAAAGGUAUUCUGGGUGCAUAUACCAAUUUGUUCUUGCAUACGGCCCGUGCGUUCUUGACAAGCUUCUGUCAGACUUUGGAAGAAUGGGAUCGCGCCGUGACAUAUCCUGAAGAGGAGCCAUACGACUCCAACAUUGUAGCACCUCCACCAGCAAGACCCUCUAGACCUAGUCUUAUACGAUCAUCAGGACCAAAUUUUGCUUACACCGGACAGAGUUUUCAAAGCAUUUGGAGCUCCAAUAAUGCACAGCCUUAUGGUGCUAUUCUCCCCGCGACCGCGGAAGAGUCUGCUGCGCAUUCAGUUGAUCAGAAUCUGCCACAGGCAACUACACUUUCUUCCGUUGUGCAUUUAGAACAUGUGUCUAGAUCGGUCAUACUACUUCCUUCUUCUGCCUCUUUGCAGAAUGACCUGAUCCCUAGCAACUGUAACACAAGAUGCACCGUCAUGCAAGAUGUAGCGGUUCUAGAACUUCUCCAAAACAAAAGAUACCGCGGCUUUCUCUCUCGGAUAAGAUUUCGGAAGCUACGAGCUAGAUCUUUUCUUUCCCGGUUGCGUUCCGUUCACCAUGAAGAGUCCAAUCUUCAAGUGAUGUUGGCUGAUGUAGAGCAGUCGAAUGCUACAUUAGUCGCUUCUGACAAUGUAGAGGAUUGCAAGACUCAUGAUAAUGCCGAUGCCUCGCCUAAAAAACUCGGUCUUCGCAAAAAGCUUUCUCGCAGGAUUAAUAAAAUUUCUCAAUCCGUGAGACAAUCUUCCAAGAAAUCUUCCAAGGGACUCGACUGGGAGAAAGAGCAGGACAUCAGAUGAGAAAUUUGGCUGUGUAGAUUCAGCAGAAAGCUUCUCGAGAUAGCAACACAUUAUAUUAUACAAAGGAGUUUUGGGAAUGGCACACCAUAUAUUAUGAUGGCAUAAAUUUCUUGCCACUUGACAUUCUGGUGGGUGAGCGGUAAAAGGUUUCAACUUUGUACAGCCAGUAUUAUUAAAAGUUAUUUCGCAUUGUUUUUUCCCCGGAAGUACAGCUCUUGUUGUAAUCUGGGGAAUAGCAAUUUUGAAAUCA
This is a messenger RNA of Botrytis cinerea B05.10, 2075 nucleotides long. RefSeq lists its product as hypothetical. Bases 569 to 1825 code for a protein of 418 amino acids. The transcript has 3 exons. The record is from RefSeq and is a predicted model, not a curated record. NCBI's taxonomy places the organism in Eukaryota, Fungi, Ascomycota, Leotiomycetes, Helotiales, Sclerotiniaceae.